CCAAGUUAUGGAGGCAUGUUGAAUCGCACAUAAUUAAUCAGAAAAUCUUCCGCUGUGAUAAAGUUAAAAUUGUUAAAUUAAGAAGAGAGGUUAGAAGAAAAUAACCUAAAAAAUGGCUAACGAAUUUACGUGGAAAAGACCCAAAGCAGAUGACGACGAGGAGGAACUUUUACGACAGCAGGAAGAAUUCUUGAAAGCAAAACAGCAGUCAUGUACGAAGCUAAUAAAUUCAAAAAAAUCAACCAAUAUUCAAAGGGUAACUCCAAAUGUGAGCAAAGUAAAAUCCCAGUUCUCAAGUUUGAGAAAGAUGGAAAAACAAGAUAUAGUUUCAACUUCACAAGGAAGUGGCGACGUGAUAAAUUCUGCUAUAAAAGACAAGAUUCAGGAAAACUCACAAAAGAAGCUAGAAGAUAUGGUACAGAAUAUACCAAUGAUAUCGUCAAAUAUUAUACUCGGCAAUAUUGUAGAAAAGAAAUUUGAUGUAGAAAAGUACAAGUUUGUCGACAGUCAUGUUUCUGCCACAAAUAAAUUAGGAUUUCCUCAAGUUUUUGGAUCUGACAAUGUGGCACAUAUGGAAAAAAAGACCAGUGGUAAAAGUUUGUUUUGGCAAAAACUGCAACCUCUCACAGAUGCUUCAGUGGAAAUUCAGAAGGAUGAAUCUUCACACCGCAACAAGGAAGACUCGAAUGUUACAAUUGAUAAUCAAAUAACUAAUGAAAUUCAUAAAGAAAAUUUGGAAAAGCUGGCUCAAAUGAGUGAAGCAGAAAUACUAGAGGAAAAGAAAAAGCUUGAGGAAACUCUUGAUCCCAAAAUAAUACAAUUCUUGAAGAACAAGAAUAGAAAAUCUGGGAAAAGAUCAAUAGAACAGAGCGGUAUGCAAUCAAAUGUAUCCGCUGCAAACAAAGCAAUAAUAAAUACAGAAGUAUCUAGCGGUAAAAAGAUAAAGUUUUCUUCGAACGACAAGAGUGACACACAAAUGGAUUGUGAAAAUGAUACAUCAAGCAUUUUAGCUGCAAAAGAAACAGUAAUGAAUACAGAAGUCUCAAGUGACGAAGAGAAGAAGCUUUUUUUAAGCAAUGACACUGCGAAAAUGGAUUGUGAAAACGAUACAUCGAGUAUACCUAAAGUACUCAAAAAGAUAUUGAAAGAAAGCAAACAAAAGGGAUGGCUACACAUGGAUACUCCGGAACCAGAAAAGUUGAAAUGGAUGGAAGACUUACCAGUGGAAAAGAAAGACAAACCUGCACCGAAUGAGGAAUACAAUGCAAGAUUUGACUUUAAUGGGUUUUUAUUGCCAUACAAGGACGAGAGCUUAACUGUAGACAAAGGCCUCCACCAUCAUGGAGAAGAACCGGAACGGCCUGGAUAUUCUCUUCAAGAGCUGCUGCAGCUGAGUAGAUCUUCCACUCAGCAGCAACGAUGCACAGCUCUUACCACCUUAGCCAACAUUAUGGAGAAAGCGCGCAAUGGUUGGUACGACAAGGCUCUACAUCCAGCGCCGUUGAUUGCGCUCAGUCAAAAGAAUAUUCUUCUGCUGCUGAGGUUCUCGUUGGACGAUUCGUCCAUAGCCGUGGUCACGGCGGCUCUGCAAGCACUUAGAGCUUUUCUAGUUAGCGAAGCGGAUGAGGUAUGCCUUGACAGACUGCAGGGACUCGACAAAUACGUGGAACCGACUCUGACGCCGGAACUCGAGGACAAGGACACGAGUAGUCUGAUGGACCACGAGUUGGUGCAGUUGGACGCUGUGGCUAUGUUACUGAGAUCGGAUUUCCUGUUAAGAGUCAGGUACAUCCUGAAUGAGAUGCAUCCACCACCCGUUGGAGUAACAUGCGCUUUAGAGAUACUCAUUCGUCUCGCGAGACACUCACAUAUAACAGCGUUGAAUAUCUCGUCGACGCGAUAUUUGUUAGAUACCAUUAUCCGUAAUUUUAUGCCGCUAUCGACAGGUCGAUUAGCGAUGCAAGACGCGAUAAAUGACGUUUACGGAAUCCCCGUAAUUCAGGCGAUCAAAUUAUGUCGCGUUCUCGUUAUGUACGGCAAGAAGCCCGUCGUGCAGAAAUUGGAUAACUUUAAGAUUAUUAAGGUCAUUUUAUCCUACAUUAGCAGCGAAACGGGUAAGAAAGAUGAUAUAAAUCUCAGCAUCGAAAGUCUGCGACUUUGGCGAAUGAUGUUGCAUCACGGAAUAGGGCUGGACAGUGUCGCGGGCGCUCUGUUAACUCUCAUGUCACAAUUACAGCUGCUGCUGAGUAAUCACGAUAUCCAAAACGCGUCCGAGUUAGCGUGCGAACAUGCUGCAGCAUUGAUUGCCGUAGCGAGUCGCGAAAAAACAUUGAAACCAAUACUAUCUACGUUAUUAGCAAAAUGGAGCACUCAAUUUUCAUCGAUGUCUAGUACAACUUGGGGCGUUAUGAAAUUAAUUGCCGAAACUUUAUCCGUUGUUGAUGAGAUAUCCGAAUUCAGAACAACGUGGUUAACCAAUCAGAGUGUCUUCUCGACGCUUCGCUCCAGUUCGAAUUUACUGAGCGACUGCAAUUCGGCUGCGAAUCGAGAACCAUCCUGCCUGCCGAAUCUUGGUGUUCUUACGGAAAACGGUGAACUGCAGCCGAUCAUGUCUGUAAAUUCGUGCAUACCAUUUCUGACAACGGUCUUGCGCACGUUUAACAAUAGUAAUCGUCACGGUCGAGAAAUCGGUGCGAUAUUGCAGCAUCCUGCUUUCGGCAAAUACAUGCGAGACCUGGAAGCGACCGAGUGGAGCCUGGAAAGAUCAUGGUACAGCAGAACGGAAUUAGAUCUCUUAACAGCGGUGGUAAGAGCGACGUCCUUUCUCGGAGACGCGAUUGACCAACAAACGGCGCAAAUCGUAUGGAAGAUUGCCAUUAAACUCAUCUCGGCUUUGCCGGCGGACGCUACGAGCGGCGUGAGGGAGCUUCUUCAAAUCGCGCUGUCCAACGAGAAAGUGCACUUGGAGAUAAUCACCAACGAAUUGGCCAGGCUAGACUUGACGUCCGCGGUGGAUCGGGCGAAGAUUGGUUUACGCUCCGACACGGCGUCGCGGUACGAGAGAUACAUCAUUCCGAACGGCGGCUGGAAUCAAGCGGCGAUGCCGAAAGAUUGGCUCUUCCUGCCGUUGGUUCACAUAUACAACAAAUGCAAGAACGACGUCAAAGUGCAGGGGGAGGAGUGGGACGACGUUUCGAUAGUGCUGAGUCUGGCGUUGGUUCUGCCUGAUCUCAUGGAGAAGCUGCCGCCCACUGUGAGAUUCAGCAGAUUGGUGCUGGUGUAUCUCUGCGACACCGUGUAUUUGUCCGAGAACGUAUCCACGCUGCUGGUGAACGUCGUGUCGAGUUUGCUGAGGAGGUAUCACACGCGAUUGGACUUCCAGACGGAGCUGCCGGGGCUGAGCUCCUUCACCGAUCUGUUCACGGCGCUGUGCGAGCAUUUCUACUCGAGCUCCUACGGCGACGACGGCUUCGCCAUGGCGUUGCUGGUGCCGGUGGCGCAACGGCACGACGCGCACUACCGGAAACUGCUGUGGUCGGAACACGCGGCCGCGUUGCGGUAUCUGAAACUGCCGGUGGAGAAGCUAAUGGUGCCGCUGAAGGAAUAUCUCUAUCCGGAGGAGAACGACGUGUCGCUCAUUGAGAGUUACAUCAAGGCGCUGUUCCACGGAACGGUCAAGGAGACGUGGUGUCCGAUUCCCUACGCAAUCGCGCUUCAUCACUCGGCGAUGUAUCUGAAGCGCACAAGCAAGACGGCGGUGAGUUGGCGGACGCGCGUCGAGCAGUCUCGGAACAAAGACAUCGCGAGCAAGUUGUUGUGUUACACACCGUCGUUGUAAGUGUAGGAUAUCUGAACUGACGCAACGUGAUUCUGCAUCUGUUUUGUGUGAGUAAAAUAUCUUCUUUUCAAUCUUGACGUUUAAGUGCUUUGUGAUUACCGUGAAGAUCUCGUCUUUGAUAAUCGGAAUUUUAUCAAUAAGAAUCUUACGCUAUUUUUAACAAGAAUGGCGAAAAAAUGUCAGUGGUUUAUUAAAAUGAUACUUUUUCG
Messenger RNA from Linepithema humile (Argentine ant), 4047 nucleotides. RefSeq names its product RNA polymerase II-associated protein 1. NCBI's taxonomy places the organism in Eukaryota, Metazoa, Arthropoda, Insecta, Hymenoptera, Formicidae. The record is from RefSeq and is a predicted model, not a curated record. Gene Ontology annotation, biological process: transcription by RNA polymerase II.